Messenger RNA from Mangifera indica (mango), 2528 nucleotides. RefSeq names its product pentatricopeptide repeat-containing protein At2g37230. The record is from RefSeq and is a predicted model, not a curated record. NCBI's taxonomy places the organism in Eukaryota, Viridiplantae, Streptophyta, Magnoliopsida, Sapindales, Anacardiaceae. Gene Ontology annotation, molecular function: protein binding. The coding region runs from base 71 to 2338 and encodes 755 amino acids. The transcript has a single exon.
CUGAACGUUCACUCGCUCUCUCUUUGAAUCAAAACCCAUUUCAAAUUCCUUUUCGAAUCACUCCUGAUCGAUGGCAGCCAUCUCCAUCUCUAAACCUUGCAAGCUAAAACCUAGGGUUUAUUUUUGUUUCAACACACCCAAAAUCGAAAGCUCAUAUUCUCGCCAUUUUCCUCGCUUCUUUUGCUCAACCGAUGGCCAAACCCCAGAAAAUACGCCUCCAAACCCGGAGCCAGUUCAACCACAAGAAGAAGUGAAAGUGGAGCAGACCCAAUUUCAGAGAAUCCCAAGAGGUAGGCAACGAAACCCUGAAAAAAUAGAGGAUAUAAUUUGUAGAAUGAUGGCGAAUCGGGCCUGGACGACCCGGUUGCAGAACUCGAUCCGGGCUUUAGUUCCCGAAUUCGAUCACAAUCUUGUUUAUAAUGUUAUUCAUGGUGCCAAGAACGCGGAGCAUGCGCUCCAGUUCUUCAGGUGGGUUGAGCGGGCCGGGUUGUUUAACCAUGACCGUGAAACCCAUUUGAAAAUUAUUACAAUUUUAGGGCGAGCUUCGAAGUUGAAUCAUGCUAGGUGUAUAUUGUUAGAUAUGCCCAAAAAAGGCGUGGAAUGGGACGAAGAUAUGUUUGUAAAGUUAAUUGAUAGUUAUGGUAAAAAGGGAAUUGUUCAAGAGUCUGUUAAAAUUUUUGACAAAAUGAAGGAACUGGGUGUGGAGAGGACUAUAAAAUCCUAUGAUACUUUGUUUAAAGUAAUCUUGAGACGUGGCCGAUAUAUGAUGGCGAAAAGGUAUUUCAAUAAGAUGCUGGGUGAGGGAAUAGAGCCAACAAGGCAUACUUAUAAUAUUAUGCUGUGGGGGUUCUUUUUGAGUUUGAGACUUGAGACUGCAAUAAGGUUUUAUGAGGAUAUGAGGAGUAGAGGGAUUUCUCCAGAUGUGGUUACUUACAAUACAAUGAUUAAUGGGUAUAAUCGGUUUAAGAAGAUGGACGAGGCUGAACAGUUGUUUGUAGAGAUGAAAGGGAAAAAUAUUAUGCCUACAGUUAUUAGUUAUACUACUAUGAUAAAGGGGUAUGUUGCAGUUGAGCGAGCUGAUGAUGCAUUGAGGUUGUUUGAGGAAAUGAAAUCAUUUAAUAUUAAGCCAAAUUCUGUGACAUAUACAGUUUUGCUGCCAGGGUUGUGUGACACAGGGAAAUUGGCUGAAGCACAGAACAUUUUGAAGGAGAUGGUGGACAGAUAUAUUGCUCCAAAGGAUAACUCAAUAUUUUUUAAGCUGUUGACUAGUCAGUGUGCAUCUGGGGACUUGGAUGCGGCAGCAAAUGUGCUGAAGGCAAUGAUUCGUUUGAGCAUUCCAACAGAAGCUGGACAUUAUGGUGUCUUAAUUGAGAACUUCUGCAAGGCUGAGAUGUUUGAUCAGGCAGUUAAGUUGUUGGAUAAGCUAGUUGAGAAGGAUAUCAUCUUGAGGCCCCAAAAUUCUGUGCAUGUGGAGGCCAGUGCUUAUAAUCCAAUGAUUCAGCAUUUGUGCCUCAGUGGACAGACAGGAAAAGCUGAAAUUUUUUUCAGGCAGUUGAUGAAAACAGGUGUCUUGGAUCCCAUUGCCUUUAAUAAUUUGAUAUGUGGGCAUUCCAAAGAAGGGAAUCCGGAUUCUGCUUUUGAGAUUAUUAAGAUCAUGCAAAGGAGAGAGGUGCCCAGAAAUGCUGAUGCUUACAAGUUGCUCAUUGAGAGCUACCUGAGGAAAGGUGAGCCAGCUGAUGCCAAAACUGUUUUGGAUAGUAUGAUUGAAGAUGGGCAUCUUCCAGCUUCAUCACUAUUCAGGUCUGUCAUGGAAAAUCUGUUUGAAGACGGGAGGGUUCAAACUACAAGCCGGGUCAUGAAGAGCAUGGUAGAGAAGGGUGUGAAGGAGAACAUGGAUUUGGUUGCCAAGGUCUUGGAAGCUCUUCUCAUGAGAGGUCAUGUUGAGGAAGCCCUUGGACGCAUUGAUCUGCUGAUGCACAGUGGAUGUGCACCCAAAUUUGACAGUCUUCUGUCCGUUCUGUCUGAGAAAGGGAAGACCAUUGCUGCUUUGAAGUUGUUGGAUUAUUGUUUGGAGAGGGAUUGCAUUGUAGAUUUUUCAAGCUACGAGAAGGUGUUGGAUGCUCUCUUAGCAGCAGGGAAGACUCUCAAUGCAUAUUCAUUAUUAUGUAAAAUACUGGCGAAAGGAGGGCCCACCGAUUGGAAGAGCUGUGAGGAUCUGAUUGCUAGCCUUAAUCAGGAGGGGAACACAAAGCAAGCAGAUAUACUCUCCAGAAUGAUAAGGGGAGGGGAGACUGCCCGUGGGAGCAAGGGGAAGAAACAAUCAGCUGUUCCCAGCUAGUUUUACCUUUUUGUCUUCCUUUCCUAAUUUUAGUAUAGUUUUAAAGUCAGAGAACUUUUCCUGAAAUUUUUUAUUUGAGAAUGAUUUGGAGAGCUCUCCAAUUUGAUCAGAAUAACUGCCGGAAAAUACAAUUUCUUUUGUUCUGUACUUUGUUCGGAAUUUCAAAGGCGUAACACCAUAAUUACUUUCC